Messenger RNA from Lindgomyces ingoldianus, 1156 nucleotides. RefSeq lists its product as uncharacterized. The transcript is spliced from 2 exons. Lineage: Eukaryota; Fungi; Ascomycota; Dothideomycetes; Pleosporales; Lindgomycetaceae. The record is from RefSeq and is a predicted model, not a curated record. The coding region runs from base 288 to 1103 and encodes 271 amino acids.
GGAGUUCAUGUCAGUCUUCACGCGAACUUUCCAGUCAGACUCGCGCUAUCUCGCGUCGGACUCGUGCGUUCUUGCAUCGGGCUUGUGUGUUGAGAGACUGUGGCUUUGGGACAGGAUGUAUAAGAGGAGGAAGGGUGAAGAGGCUGGGUGGCUACAAUUCAACAAUUCAGCAUCAAGCACUCCAACCGGCAAUUCCCAUCUUUAACACGCUUCGCCAUUCUUCAUAUUACGAAUAAUUACUUAAAUUCCUCGCCGUCCUACAAGUCAAAUUAAUUUCUAUUCCAACAAUGUCUGCCUCUAAGCAAACAAUUGCUUUCUUUGGUGCAACAGGCGGCUGCGCGUGUGCAGCCUUGGCCGCUGCUCUUCGAAAUGGACAUACAUGCACAGCUCUUGCCCGUACGCCGGACAAGCUUCGGAAUAUGCUAACUACAACCCAUUUGAUCCCAGCCACAACCCUGGAUUCCCAGCUCACCAUUCACGCUGGCGAUGUGAAAGACUCUUCUGCAGUGCAAAAAGUACUCACUUUACCUUCAAAUCCCUCCGUCCUCGUUGACACUAUUCUCUUCGGCGUGGGUUCAACGCCCGCACUGCAAUGGUCGAUCAUGCAACCUGUCACCCUCACCGACCCAACCCUCUGUGAAGUCGGCAUGAGCACCGUCCUCUCCACACUGUCUUGUCUGACAGAAUCAGGGGUCUCCACCACGGCGUACGGGAAGAAGCCAUUCAUAAUUACCAUCUCAACCACCGGUAUAAGCGAUGGGAAGAGGGAUGUUCCGUAUCUCUUGUAUCCUCUGUAUCACUGGCUGCUCCAGGUUCCACACGUAGAUAAGAAGAAAGCGGAACAGCUUCUAGUAAAUGACAAGGGCGCUAAUAGCCGCGACUUCGUUAUCAUCAGGCCCACCCUUCUUACGGAUGGAGCGGCACGAGGAUUGGGUAAAGUCAGAGUGGGCUGGGAGUGGGGGGUCAGGAAGGAGACGCAAGAGAAGGAACUGGGGCCGGCAUUGGGGUGGACAGUUGGUAGGACAGAUGUAGGAGAAUUCAUUUUUAGGGAGGUAGUCGUGAAGGGGGGCUGGGAGGGAAAGUGUGUUACUUUGACAUACUAAUGCAACGUUGGACGAGGGGUUUCGGAGCAGAGGGGCCUUGGGUAUUUCCUUGG